Psammomys obesus (fat sand rat) is the source of this 2165-nucleotide messenger RNA. RefSeq names its product CD6 molecule (gene Cd6). The transcript is spliced from 13 exons. The record is from RefSeq and is a predicted model, not a curated record. NCBI's taxonomy places the organism in Eukaryota, Metazoa, Chordata, Mammalia, Rodentia, Muridae. Gene Ontology annotation, cellular component: membrane. The coding region runs from base 97 to 2088 and encodes 663 amino acids.
GGGUGAGACCGGCCAUCGGUGGCACAGCUGCCUCCCUGAACCAGGAUGGCGCUUCCUUCAGGCAGGCGUGUGUAGCAGCGGGAUACAGCACCAGACAUGUGGCUCUUCCUUGGGAUCGCUGGAUUGCUGACGGCAGUGCUCUCAGGGCCCCCAUCUCCAGCCCCCUCUGGCCAGCGCAGAAACGGCAGCAGCACCCCAAAUGUUCCCUUGGACCCAGAGGAGCGGCUGGAGGUCCGCCUGGUGAACGGGAGCAGUCGCUGCAGCGGAUCUGUGGAGGUUCUACAAGGGGAUUCCUGGGAGCCUGUGUGCGCAGCGCACUGGGACGGCCUCAUCACUGACAUCGUGUGCCAGGCACUGCACUGCGGUGCCUCGGGGAAGCUUACCCACCUGACGCCACCUACCUCUGAGCUGCCAGCUGGGAACACCAGCAGGGCCGGGAACAUGACGUGGGUGCGGGCACCAACCGUCCAAUGCAGCGGAGCCAACUGGCAGCUCUGCAAGGUGGCAGACCACGAGUGUGACAGCAACAGGAGACUGGUGUGGCUCACCUGUGCAGAGAACCAGGCUGUGCGGUUAGUGGACGGUGGCAGCAGCUGCGCGGGCCGAGUGGAGAUGCUGGAACACGGUGAAUGGGGAACAGUGUGCGAUGACACGUGGGACCUGAAGGACGCACACGUGGUGUGCAAGCAGCUGAGGUGUGGCACGGCCGUGCAGGCUCUGGCUGGCUUGCACUUCACCCCAGGCCAAGGACCCAUCCACCGUGACCAGGUGAACUGCUCUGGGACCGAGUCCUACCUGUGGGAUUGCCCGGGGCUGCCUGGAGACCAGUACUGCGGUCACAAGGAGGACGCAGGAGUGGUGUGCUCAGAGCACCAGUCCUGGCGGCUGACUGGAGGUGCCGACUCCUGCGAAGGGCAGGUGGAGGUUCAGUUCCGAGGGGUCUGGAGCACCGUGUGUGACAGCGAGUGGUACCCGUCUGAGGCCAAGGUGCUCUGUCGGUCGUUGGGUUGCGGAUCAGAGGUGGAUCGGCCCAGGGGGCUGCCACACUCCCUGGAAGGUGUAAUGUACUACUCCUGUGAAGGAGAGGAACUCACCCUCAGCAACUGUUCCUGGCGGUUCAACAACUUCAACUUGUGCAGCCAGUCGUUGGCCGCCAGGGUCGUCUGCUCAGGCUCCCGGAGACAUCUCAAUCUGUCUACGUCUGAAGUGCCUUCCCAAGUUCCAGUCACCAUAGAAUCCUCUGUGCUGGUGAGGGUGAAGGAUAAGGACUCUCCAGAGCUGACACUCCUCAUUUCCUGUAUUAUCCUGGGAACUCUCCUCCUUGUCUCCCUCAUCUUCAUAGCUAUUCUUCUCUUGAGAGCCAAAGGACAAUAUGCCCUCCCUGUUUCAGUGAACCACCAGCAGCUGCCCACUGCCAUCCAAGCAGGGAUCAAUAACUACCACGCUGUCCCCAUCACCAUUCCCAAAGAAGCUCCUAUGCUGUUUAUCCAGCCCCAGGUCCCUGAGGACUCAGACUCCAGUUCCGAAUCUGAUUAUGAGCAUUAUGACUUCAGCUCCCAGCCACCUGUGGCCCUGACCACCUUCUACAAUUCCCAGAGGCACCGGGUCACAGAGGAGGAGGCCCAGCAGAACAGGUUUCGAAUGCCACCCCUGGAAGAAGGACUGGAAGAGUUGCACGUUUCCCACAUCCCAGCUGCGGACCCCAGACCCUGCGGGGCGGAUGUCCCCUCUCUGGGCUCUGAGUACCACAGGAGGAGCCACAGUGGUUCCAGCACCUCGUCUGAGGAGAGUUACUGCAAUGAUGCCAGCGGCAAGCCGCCUCCAUGGAACCCCCAGGUGUUUUCUUCUGAGAGAAGUCCCCCCAUGGAACAGCCCCCCAGCUUGGAACUGGCUGGCUCUCAGGCAAUGUUUGCAGCAGGGACCUCAGCCGAUGACAGCUCCAGCACCUCAUCCGGAGAAUGGUACCAGAACUUCCAGCCACCAUCCCACCAUCCUCCAGUGGAGCAGUUUGAAUGUCCAGGGCCUCCGGACCCCCAAGCAGAUUCCACUGAUGAGGACGAGGACUAUGAUGACAUCGGAGCAGCCUAGCCUGGCUCCCGGAGGCUCCUGGGUGACCCCUCCCUCUGCUCUCCUACUCUACCAUCCACAACUUUCUGAGAGGCUGA